AUGCUGGGACGUACAUCAUUCAGAGCCGCAAGAUCCGCGCGAGGCCAAGUACAGGCCAGAACACGAUUCGCCAAUCCCCGAUUCCAGUCCACCGCAUCUAAUGCCUCCGGAGGCAACUCUGCCCUGGUAGGCGGUCUUACCGGAGGUGCAGCAGCCUUCGUUGCCGGAUACGCCUGGUACCAUUUCUCAGGCACCAAGUCCCUCGUUGCGACCAGCAAACAGGCACAAGACUACUUCGAACAAGCCAAGCAGACCGUCGCGGAAAAGACACCUGAGCCUCAUGCUGCCUAUGGCUGGCUGAAAGAUACAGUGAAGAGCUACGCUGGGUUCAUCCCUGGAGCAAGCAGCUAUGUUGAUUCGGCUUUCGAUGACCUGGAGAAGAUCCGGAAAGACCACGGCAAGGAGUUCGACCAAGUGAUCGGCGAUGCGUAUCGCGAACUGCAAGAUCUGACGAAGAAAGAAGGCGUCAGUGCUACUUCGGCUGCUGCGGCGUUACAGAUUCUGCAGAAGCAUUCGAAGAGGUUGUUUGAGUUGGCUGGUGAUGCGGCGGGGAAUUUGCUUGAGAAUCAUCCUAAGUUGAAGGAGAAGAUUGGGGGGAGUUAUGAUCAAUUGAAGGAGAUGGGGGAUGCAUAUGGGCCUAAGGCGAAAGAGGAGGUGAAUCGGACGUGGGAGCAGAUUUCUGGGAUUGUGCAGAAGGGCGUCAGUGCUGAGUCUGCAGAGGAGAUUAAGAAGUUGAUUCAGGAAAAGACGGAGAAGCUGCAGAAGUUUGGUGAGGAGGCUUGGCAGAAGGGCCGGGAUGAAUCACAGCAAUACCUUGAGAAGAACCCGAAGCUCAACAAAUUGAUUGAUGACAAUGCUGAGUCUUUGAAGAAGGGGAAUUUCAAGGAUUUGUGGGGUCUUAUCAAGGACAGUGCCUCUUCUGGCAAGACGGAGGAAGUGGAGAAAUAUGUUCAAGAUAAGGUUGAGGGAGCGAAGAAUACCGACUUUGCGAGCUUGGGCAAGUGGCUGGAUGUGAUCCCUGGUGGCUCCCAGGUUAUUCCUCAGCUACAGUCUCUUCGUGACAUUGCGCAGAAGAAAGGGGGCGAGGCGGAGAAUGUGCUCAAGGAGACUCUCAGUGAAUUGCGAGAGGUCUUGGAGAAGCGAAAAGAGCAGGUUGAAAAGCUUGCCGAGGAAGGGAAGAAGGAGAGUAAAUGA
Molecule: messenger RNA, 1194 nt
Organism: Penicillium salamii
Lineage: Eukaryota; Fungi; Ascomycota; Eurotiomycetes; Eurotiales; Aspergillaceae
Source: the annotation of a GenBank genome assembly